Messenger RNA from Cynara cardunculus var. scolymus (artichoke), 1045 nucleotides. RefSeq names its product vesicle-associated membrane protein 711-like. The record is from RefSeq and is a predicted model, not a curated record. The transcript is spliced from 4 exons. NCBI's taxonomy places the organism in Eukaryota, Viridiplantae, Streptophyta, Magnoliopsida, Asterales, Asteraceae. Gene Ontology annotation, cellular component: membrane. The coding region runs from base 188 to 850 and encodes 220 amino acids. Gene Ontology annotation, biological process: vesicle-mediated transport.
CACAAACAUGAAAGAAGCUGCUUCCAUGCACUUUUUGAUCUCCUCUCUCCGUCCCAAAUGUCGAUCAAAUCCCAAAUUCCACUGAAUUCUUGCCAAAGAACCCCAUAAUUUCCCUAUCGAUCACUGUAAUACAUUUGGUUGAUCAAAUUUAUCAGCAUAUUGUAAGGUUAGAGGUUGACUGCCAGAGAUGACAAUUCUUUACACGCUGGUGGCCAGAGGAUCUGUUGUUUUGGCGGAAUACAGUGGGACGUCGACGAAUGCCAGCACCAUAGCCAGGCAAAUUCUCGAGAAAAUACCCGGAAACAACGAUAUGAAUGUUUCGUACUCGCAAGAUCGGUAUAUUUUUCAUGUUAAGCGUACUGAUGGCCUCACGAUUCUCUGUAUGGCCGAUGACGUUGCCGGAAGACGAAUUCCUUUUGCAUUUCUUGAAGACAUUCAUCAAAGAUUUGCUAGGACUUAUGGUCGAGCAGUCCUAUCUGCCCAGGCUUAUGGCAUGAAUGAUGAGUUUUCAAGGGUUCUGAGCCAACAAAUGGAGUAUUAUUCAAAUGAUCCCAAUGCAGAUAGGAUGAACCGUCUGAAAGGUGAAAUGAGUCAGGUACGAAAUGUCAUGAUACAAAAUAUCGACAAAGUUCUAGAGAGGGGUGAUCGCUUGGAGUCACUUGUCGAUAAAACUGCCAAUAUGCAAACUAAUACGUUCCGUUUCAAGAAACAGACUCGAAGAUUCAGAAAUACAAUGUGGUGGAAAAAUGUCAAGCUCAUGGUUGCCUUGGUAUUUCUUCUUUUGGUGAUCGUGUAUAUCAUUCUGGUGUUUAUGUGCCACGGGUUUGCACUUCCUACUUGUCUAAGGUGAAGAUCAGAUCCAAAUGAUUUGGUAACUCCAAUUCUAGGGUUUUGAAUUAAAAAUCUCCAAUUUCAUGAAUCUGACUCUACUUCAGUGUUUCUUGUCCGCCUCAUGCACUUUUGUGAUGCAUGGGCAUUUGUUUUCUUGGUUAUUUGAGUGAACAUGGUAAAUUUUUCAUGCUUAGAAAGCUCUAUUGCAUUUUUC